Messenger RNA from Gossypium raimondii (Peruvian cotton), 808 nucleotides. RefSeq lists its product as uncharacterized. The record is from RefSeq and is a predicted model, not a curated record. The transcript has a single exon. NCBI's taxonomy places the organism in Eukaryota, Viridiplantae, Streptophyta, Magnoliopsida, Malvales, Malvaceae. Bases 14 to 616 code for a protein of 200 amino acids.
AGAAAAUUAAGGCAUGGUUGGCCCCUCCCUCUCCUUUCAAGCCUUGUCCAUGAAAUCACCAUCUUCUUGUUUUUCCUCCAUAAGCUCCAUGAAGAUGAAAGCUCUAAUUCAAACCCUAAUCUACACUCAGGCUAGUCGUCUCAUUCGAGCAUUUUCCAAAGCAAAAUCCAUUGUCAUUCAAAUUUACAAACAAAACAAUCCUAUCCAAUAUCUCAUUUCCAUCUCGAAGACCGCAGAGAAGAAGUACAAGCACAACAAGCUAUUCUUUGGUUCAUUCAGGCUGCACUAUAAUUGGUGCUCUUCUCACGUCACACCAGUUCCAGCUCCAGUUCUUGAAGGGUGUACCACUACUCAUUUCUACUAUGAUUCAACCUGGAAUUCGGCCAUUUCAACUCAUGAUCAGAAAAAGGAGGAUGGUUUGGAGUCGGAGCUUUCAGGUUACCUUCAAUGGCUUGAAGAAAACAAGGUUAACAGGGAAGCUAAUAAAGCAGAGACAGAGGUGGAUGAUAUUGAUCGGUUAGCAGAAAUGUUCAUCGCAAGUUGUCAUGAAAAGUUUAUGUUGGAGAAGCAGGAGUCUUACAGGAGAUUCCAGGAAAUGAUGGCUAGAAGUAUGUGAUGAAAGUGAAAGUGAAUGUUUCCUAAUUAUUACCUGUUUAUUUUCUUUUUGACAUAUGCAUUGGUUGGGGUGAAGAAAGUGUAUGUGUAAUUUCACUGUGAGGGACGGGAGGUUACUUUGUUUUUAAUUUCUUCAUUUUUAUCCUUGUAUAAUUUUUCAUCUACUCUAUAUAUAAAUAUUUCGAGUUGUCAA